GUUGGUGACGCUGUGUCUCUUUGUUGGCUUAGCAGCGGCGACGGUUUGUUGUUAUUUUCACUGCAGCCGACAAAUAGGUUCGGAUUUGGUUUUCAUAUUGUUCCGUAAUCAACAUUCCACAAACUGAACUUGUCACAAGUUGAUAACAACCCUAGGAAUGGACUCAGACGAGGGUUAUAACUAUGAAUACGACGACGAGGAGGAGGAAUGUAGCGAGGAUAGCGCCGAAGAGGAGCCCGAGGACGACACCCUGGAGCUGGGAGAGGUGGAGUUGGCCGAUCCCGUUGUGGCCGGUGGAGAGCGAGACGAGUGCGGGGACACUGGUGGAGGGGGCCACGGACCUGCUGAGGAAGAGGAAGAGGACUACCGCUUCGAGGUUUUGACUGCCGAGCAGAUCCUCCAGCAUAUGGUGGAGUGUAUCAGGGAGGUCAACGAGGUCAUCCAGAAUCCUGCAACAAUAACACGCAUACUUCUCAGUCACUUCAACUGGGAUAAAGAAAAGCUCAUGGAAAGGUAUUUUGAUGGGAAUCUGGACAAGCUUUUCUCUGAGUGUCAUGUCAUUAACCCCAGUAAGAAGCCUCGCGUCCGUCCUCCAAUCAACACUAGAUCGUCGGCACAGGACAUGCCAUGUCAGAUCUGCUACCUAAACUUCCCCAACUCUUAUUUUACAGGCCUGGAGUGUGGACACAAGUUCUGCACGCAGUGCUGGGGAGAUUACCUGACCACCAAAAUCAUAGAAGAAGGAAUGGGACAGACCAUUUCUUGCCCUGCUCAUAGUUGUGACAUUUUGGUCGAUGACAACACAGUCAUGCGCCUCAUCACAGAUUCUAAAGUGAAGUUGAAGUACCAGCAUUUAAUUACAAAUAGUUUUGUAGAGUGCAAUCGACUGUUAAAGUGGUGCCCUGCACCAGACUGCCAUCAUGUUGUCAAAGUUCAGUACCCAGACGCCAAGCCAGUGAAGUGCAAGUGUGGCCGUCAGUUCUGCUUCAACUGUGGAGAGAAUUGGCAUGAUCCUGUCAAGUGUAAGUGGUUGAGAAAAUGGAUAAAGAAAUGUGAUGACGACAGUGAAACUUCAAACUGGAUUGCAGCAAAUACUAAGGAGUGUCCAAAAUGCCAUGUGACCAUUGAAAAAGAUGGAGGCUGCAAUCACAUGGUUUGUCGGAACCAGAACUGCAAAGCUGAGUUCUGCUGGGUGUGUCUGGGUCCAUGGGAGCCCCACGGCUCAGCCUGGUACAACUGCAAUCGGUACAAUGAAGAUGAUGCAAAGGCAGCCCGAGAUGCUCAAGAGUUCAAUGCUUUGUUAUUGCAGCGCUCCAGGGCCGCCUUGCAGAGGUACCUGUUCUACUGCAACCGCUACAUGAACCACAUGCAGAGCCUGCGCUUUGAGCACAAGCUCUAUGCUCAGGUCAAGCAGAAAAUGGAGGAGAUGCAACAGCACAACAUGUCCUGGAUCGAGGUGCAGUUCCUGAAGAAGGCCGUGGAUGUGCUGUGCCAGUGUCGCUCAACACUCAUGUUCACUUAUGUCUUUGCCUUCUACCUCAAGAAGAACAACCAGUCCAUUAUUUUUGAGAAUAACCAGGCAGACCUGGAAAAUGCCACUGAGGUACUCUCUGGCUACCUCGAGCGGGAUAUCUCCCAGGAUUCCUUGCAGGACAUCAAGCAGAAAGUACAAGAUAAGUACAGAUACUGUGAGAGCAGGCGAAGAGUGCUGCUACAGCAUGUGCAUGAAGGCUAUGAGAAGGACCUGUGGGAGUACAUUGAAGAUUGACACGUCCCAAUUCAACAGACUCUUGAGUAUCUUGAAAAACUAGAGCGCUGAUGCAAUUUAACAGGGCAGCACGGGGCUUCUGCCGCCUCUCCUUUGGCAACCACUUUUGCAUAAUUUUCCGGGAAACAAAAUCUUCUAAAUAAAUUAUAUUUAAAUGAAGGGUAGAGUAAUAAAAAAGUGUACACUAGUAUUGAUAGAAACUGAGUGGAGUCUUGAGAAAGCUGAAAAUCCAUCUGAAACAAAUGCAUUGUUUUGGCUUGUAUUGUACCACCUCCCCUGAACUAUCUUAUUUUCCUUUUUUUUUCUUUCCUUCUGGAUCUGUUUUUGUUUUGAUUUUGAUUUAUAUUUACCAUUCGUGUGAAAAUGCUUUCAACACAGCUGUAAUUGUCCUUGCCAUGUCUGCAAUAUAUGAUGAGAUCCCUGUCUGAUUAGCGGAAUGUUGGUAGGUUAAUUGCAAAGGGGCAUUGACAUUUCAGGGGGAAAAAGAGGAAAAAACAUCAGAAGAACAAAAAAAGGUCUGUAUUUUUCAAUUUGUAUACAGUCAGUAUGCAUGGUAGUUAAAGAGCAAGAGCGGCACGCGUUUUCAUAAUUUGGAAAUUUUGAAAAUGUUUAUUCUUCACCAAUAUUGAGAAGGGUGUACUUUUGCUAUGUAAAUGGAGUCAGUCGUCUUCCUCCAUAGUAUGUGGGAGUUUGAUUGUCUUUGGCAAAAAGGCAUUCGUCCCAUCAUCCUCAGUCUCUGCAGAGCGGUGCAUAAGUUAGACCUUCUCAGUAACCGAAUGGCAAAUAAUAUCUCUGACAAAGAAUGUCAGGUAAUCAGAUAGCGUACUCCGUUAAAGAGCAUAGCCGAGUUGGAAAAGCAAGAGCAGAAAAUGCUCUAAGGUUCAAAGUUACAGUAGAAUGCACCGGCCCCGUGUUCCUCUAUUCUAACCUUUUUCCGUACGCUCUUAGGUGUUUUAGAGGUGUUAAACAUUGAAGUAAAUUACUAAUUAUUUGCAAGAGCCAAACUGAGUGAUAUUCACUCUUCUUUUUUUUCCCUCUCUUUCCCGACGUGGCUUGCCGCAGCCCACUUAAAGCUCAGCUUGCACUAUGUGGAUGGAAUGAGAGUAAUGGAAUGUACCAACAGCAAAUCUUUGUCAUGCUGCUAAUUGGGCCGGAUCGCUGUCAAAUAGGGUCAGGCAUUUUCAUCGCUCUUAAAGGAAAUACCCAGGCGGCAUGGGCCUUAUAAGGCCCAUGCCGCCUGUAUUUUCCUGUGUCAUUUUUCCGCACAUUUGAGUUGAGAAGUCGACUUUAAGAUGUCAGUGCCCCUCCAGAUUUUGCGUUGUUCUAUGAGGUGGAUAGUCUGGUUGUCGAGCUCUUUGCUUGUGAAUGCUCAUUCAUGUCUGCAAUACGAGUGUCUUAACGAGACUGUAAAGCGCUGCUAAGUCGGAAGAUGACACCAAAGUGUCAGCUGUCAUCAAACAAACAUCCGUUAAUGCAGUUUCAGAUAUUUGAGGAAUUCUCCCCCAAAUUCUUCUAAUGUGUUUAAACUAUUAUUUUAUCCUAUAAAAUUAUAAACUGUAUUGUUUAUUUGAAUAAAUGUCAUAAGAAAUCUCAUUUUCGAGAGUACUGUGUGAGUCAUUAGAGUAGGUUUGGUCUCAAUCAUAUUAAUUACCUAAACAUCUGUGAUCACUUUUGCAUUAUGUAUUUUACGACGUAGUAACAGAUGUUGGGAAAGCUCUUUUUUCUGCAGUUGCGUGAAAUUAAUUUGCUGACUCUUUGAAUAACUUUGAUUUUAUGCAAAAUGUUUUUCUUUUUUGUACCACUUUUAUUUGCAGUGUGACAAAAAUCAAGUGGUUUGUAUGAUGUUACUCUUGAAUUAAUUUUGCCUGAAGUCACACACCACUGAUGACCCGAGUUGAAUGGACAGGAUCAAAAGAUAGGCUUUUGACUUAAAGCGGUCUUACAAUAAUACACCAGUUGAAGCUUUGAUCAUUCAGCUAAUGUACUCUCCGGUCCAGGGCUCACUCUGUUUUCAUUUUGUCUGCUAGUAGUUAAUAAACAUUUCGAUAUAUAACGUUUGAAGUAACAAGCAGCUACUUACAUUAAAUUGAAACAUCCAAGAACUUUUCAUACUUUUCUACAUAUAUUUUCUUUAUGCUAUGAAAGUUUUUUUCCUAUUAGUGUAAAGCUGUGGGAAGAACUAGUCUGUUUUGGAGAAAAUAUUAAAGUGCUAAAUGUUGCAACAUC
Messenger RNA from Gasterosteus aculeatus aculeatus (three-spined stickleback), 3994 nucleotides. Its product is annotated as E3 ubiquitin-protein ligase arih1-like. The record is from RefSeq and is a predicted model, not a curated record. Gene Ontology annotation, molecular function: ubiquitin-protein transferase activity; zinc ion binding. Lineage: Eukaryota; Metazoa; Chordata; Actinopteri; Perciformes; Gasterosteidae. Gene Ontology annotation, biological process: protein ubiquitination.